Molecule: messenger RNA, 1634 nt
Organism: Stegostoma tigrinum
Lineage: Eukaryota; Metazoa; Chordata; Chondrichthyes; Orectolobiformes; Stegostomatidae
Product: gastrula zinc finger protein XlCGF8.2DB-like
Exons: 2
Coding region: 859-1632 (257 amino acids)
Biological process (GO): regulation of transcription by RNA polymerase II
Molecular function (GO): DNA-binding transcription factor activity; RNA polymerase II cis-regulatory region sequence-specific DNA binding
Source: RefSeq, a predicted model, not a curated record
CACUCUUAACCUCCCGACUGUCUGAAUGCCGAUGUUGUAUUUUGAGCUUUUGAAGCAGCUCUUUUCCACCCAGCGAAAGUACUUCUGCGGUUCUUUUCUCUGAAUGAAGAUUGAUCUUUAUCCAGACCGAAAAUACCUCCUCCGGCCAACAUUUGUGAACAAAGCAGUUAUUCUCCCCCUUUCCAUUUAUUUUUUUGAUUCGGGGCUGAAAUUGUUGACCUGAAGGGAAACUACGUAAAUCCGAGAUCGCCGACUCUGGAAAGGUUGGCCCAGAUAUUUCCCUCUCUCCAAGACGUUUUGGGCUUAGAAUGUCACUAAGGUUUUAGAGUAGAUUUGUAGCUCAGCGCUUCAUCAGAGGCUGCGCUGAUGAUGUUACCCAGCAGGGUAAUGAAACAUCUGCGGAAAAACAACGAACAGCUCGGCGAGCCAGCCAACCACAAAUAGCAUGUCACUGGCUGGACCACCACUUAUUGACUAACCAGUGAGAGGGUGGUGGUGAGCUGCAUUCUUGAACAACUGCAGUCCAUGUGGCAAUGUUAAAAGGAGAGGAUUUUCAUCUGCAAAUCCUCAAAAGAAUGUCAUGUAAAGAUCUGACACAGUCAAUCAAUUAAUUGAGACUUGAAUCUCAUUGGUUGUGGAAUCGAGAAGGAGAAAUAUUUAUCAGUUCUUUUGCUGCAAAAAGUUUUAAAUAUCAGACUGGAAAAACACCAAGGCAUAUGCAUGCGAAUGAACUGACAGUGGAAAGAGAUUUAACCAGUUACACAGACGGGAAACAUUUGGUGUCCAGAACAGGGAGAGACUGCACAUGCGUUCUACCUAUCAACAAGACUCCACUGGUCAUUCAACCUGAAAAGGCACAUGGACAUCGUCAACAUGGAGAGGCCAUGGCAAUGUGCAGACUGUGGGAAGGGAUUCAGAUCUCCAUCUAAGCUGGAGAUUCAUCGCCGCAGCCACACUGGUGAGAGACCAUUCACCUGCUCCGUGUGUGACAAGGGAUUCACUGAUUCAUCCAACCUGCAGAAACAUCAGCGACUUCACACAGGGGAGAGGCCGUUCAACUGCUCAGAGUGUGGAAAGGAAUUCACUUUGCUAUCCAAGCUGCUGACACAUCAACGAGUUCACACCAGGGAGAAACCUUUCACUUGCUCAGAGUGUGGGAGAGGCUUCACUCAAUCAUCCAACCUGUUGAAACACCAACAGGUCCAUGCUGGUGACAAGCCAUUCACUUGCUCUGAGUGUGGGAAGGCAUUCACACAGUUAUCUCACCUGCUGACACACCAGAGAGUUCACACUCGGGAGAGACCGUUCAUUUGUUCAGAGUGUGGGAAGGGAUUCACUCAGUCAUCCCACCUGCUGACACACCAGCGAGUUCACACGAGGGAGAGGCCAUUCACUUGCUCUGUGUGCGGGAAGGGAUUCAGUGAUUCAUCCAAUUUGCAGAAACACCAGCGUGUUCACACUGGGGAGAGGCCAUUUAUCUGCUUAGAGUGUGGGAAGGGGUUCACUCAGUUAUCUCACUUGCAGACUCACCAGCGAGUUCACAUCAAAGAGAAGCCAUUUACCUGCUCUGUGUGUGGACAGAGAUUCACUGAUUCUUCCAACAUGGAGAAACAUCAGCGAGUUCACAAGUGACU